UUUUUUUCACUUAAUGACGCUUAAUUUAAUUUCUUAUCGGAUCCUGUAGGGGAUUAUUCAUUCAUAUAAAACAAUCUGCAGCUGCUGCCACUCCAACUCUCCCUCCUUUUGACUGAAGUCAUCUAUUAUUGAGCGAAAGGCCGUGCAUGGAAAGUAUGUGCAAGGCGAUGGAUUUGAAGUAGAAUUGGUUGCAAUCGAUCAAGGGUGAAGAAUAUUCCUGAUGGUAACAAAGGAAGCAGCAAUGUCUUUCUCGCAGUUUGGAUAUCCUUACAAUGCAACUUCCCAGUUUUUCGUGUCGGCAAACCCCAGUACGACUUGCUGCGAUUCGAUUUCCAGGUCGGUCUCUGACGGGACAGGCAGCUCUCAGACCGCCGCAGCUGCCGCCUCCUUCUGCUGCCCCUCCUACGAGAACCGGCUCCUGGCCAGCAGCCGGACGGAGCUGAACGCAGCUCUGGGGAUGUACGGCUCUCCAUACGCGGCUGCGGCAGCAGCCAGCCAGAACUACGCCAGCUACUUUCCCUACAGCACCGACCCAUCCGCCAUCUACUCCACUCUGAAUCCACAGUAUGACAUUAAGGACAGCACAGCCUCUUUACACUCUGGGAUUACUCAAACUGCUGCUUACUAUCCUUAUGAUCACUCACUGGGGCAGUAUCAGUAUGACAGAUAUGGGACAGUUGACUUUAAUGGCACAGCUAGAAGAAAGAAUGCUACGCGUGAAACCACCAGCACACUAAAAACAUGGCUGUAUGAGCACCGUAAGAACCCUUACCCCACCAAGGGAGAGAAGAUCAUGUUGGCCAUCAUCACCAAGAUGACCCUAACCCAGGUGUCCACCUGGUUCGCCAACGCCAGGAGGAGGCUAAAGAAGGAAAACAAGAUGACCUGGUCACCAAAGAAUAAGGCCAAUGAUGACAGAAAAGAGGACUUUAAUAAGAGUGAACAAGACAGUGUCACCAAAGAUUCCAGUGACUGCAAGGAAGAGAAGGAGUUGCACCUGAGUGACCUGGAGGACAUGGAUGAGGACGACUGUGACAAGCUGGACAGCGACUGUGAAAAGGUGGCAGCUAAUGAGCAGGACCUUCAGAGAUCCAUGGUUACAUCUGGAGAUCCUCCAAAAAGAGACUGUAGCUCCGAGCUACACCUGAGCUUAACAAACAGCUUCCACGCGUUCCCCUGUGCCAUCAAAGGUGUCACUACCCUCCCCCCUCUCCCGUCAGAUUUCAUGGAUCCGGUUGUGUCCAAGGCAAUGCCCGGAAGUGUCCCGUCAGCAGGAAUGCUAUCCCUGUCUCAUUUUGAAUCACCAGACAAGCCACGGAUUUGGUCCUUGGCCCGUACUGCAGCUUCCGGGGUCAUACUAAGCCCUCAGCAACAUGGCUCAGAACUUAGGACAGCAGGCCUACCUGGGGAAUGUCAGCUACAGAGCAACAGACUUCCUGGGGCUCCUCCUGGACAAUGUGGGGCCUCAAGAGGCCUCCAUGAAACAAACAGUGUCACAACUUCAGAAAGCUCUUUCUCCGAGGGCUCAUCCUUGCACUCAAAAGUUUAUGGCACAAGUAGCUACAGUCACAAGGGCCUCCAACUACAAAGUUCAUCCUAUGAUGCACUCCCAAAUACUUGCCAGUACACAGCAAUUGAAGAAUUCUCUUGUGACAAGGUGGAGAUUCACUCGUCUGACCUGGAGGAAGCCUGUGGGACUGUGCAGAACAGCAAGGUCACUGCAUUCAGACCAGUCAUGAAGAGGUGAAGCAGAUUGCUGGAGCUUGUCCAACAACGUUAAAACGGGACAUUUUUUUAUGCACUAAAAGACACUGGCCAGGGCGGCCUCAGACUGAACAGCUGGCUCUGCUGCAGUGAGAACUGUCAGACUGUGGACGGGUCUACCAUUUUGCACAACGUUCUUUUUAAUGGCGAUACAAAAGACUUUAUGCAAAAAAAAAAAAGUACAAAAAUAUCUUAAGACUCAAGUGUAUGACCACUGCCCAAAAUAUUACGGGCUGAAUUUGUGUAUGGCAAUCGUGACGUGUAGCAUAAUUAUUUAUUUCUCUGUGUAUUUAUCAUUUGUUUUUUUGUUAUUAAGGCUUUUUUUUUUUUAUUUAUUAUGUUCCUCUGACCUUUUUUAAUGUGCGUUUUGCGUCCUUUUUGUGUGAUUUAAAAUGAGAAAUAUUGGAAUUAUUGAAUUUAUAAAUGAUUGGAUCUGCUGUUUGGUGGAUUAAUGUGAUUUUUUUUUUUACUAUUAUUAUUAUUUAUUAUGUUAUUGUGCUGAAAUGUAUACCCUUCCUCUGUUUGUCAUUAGGGAAAUUUUCUAAUACAUGUUUUUUUUUUCUUUUCCAAGA
Molecule: messenger RNA, 2336 nt
Organism: Cyprinodon tularosa
Lineage: Eukaryota; Metazoa; Chordata; Actinopteri; Cyprinodontiformes; Cyprinodontidae
Gene: irx6a
Product: iroquois homeobox 6a
Exons: 7
Coding region: 221-1747 (508 amino acids)
Biological process (GO): regulation of transcription by RNA polymerase II; neuron differentiation; cell development
Cellular component (GO): nucleus
Molecular function (GO): RNA polymerase II cis-regulatory region sequence-specific DNA binding; DNA-binding transcription factor activity, RNA polymerase II-specific
Source: RefSeq, a predicted model, not a curated record